Molecule: messenger RNA, 8591 nt
Organism: Drosophila simulans
Lineage: Eukaryota; Metazoa; Arthropoda; Insecta; Diptera; Drosophilidae
Gene: DIP-alpha
Product: lachesin
Exons: 9
Coding region: 341-1993 (550 amino acids)
Cellular component (GO): neuron projection
Source: RefSeq, a predicted model, not a curated record
CUAACGAUUACGACAGGACUUCGUGUCGCUUCGUUCGAAACUCGUGCCAUUUCGGUGCCGUCGAGUUGUUCGUUUUCGGUCGUCCUCGAGGCCACAGGAUGCUUAUUCCGGCAGCUGCAUCUUCAGUUGAUCAACGUCGGCGCUGUCGGCUGGUUGAAAAACGGUCAAACGGAACUCGAAGCUGCACUCUCGGAAUACUCGCGUCCCUAAGAAAUAAUUAUUAAUAUAUAAAAAAUACUCUAUAGCAGCGAAUAUUUUUUUACCAUUUUUUUAGUGCAGUGAAGCUGUUUUUUUUUCCGCGUGACGAUCGCAAAUGUGUUUGUGAAGUUAUUAAAACCAAAUGCCAGUCUCGGCGAAACGCUUACUUCUGAAUUUUCAGUUCACCAGGUGCGAUCGGAAUGGAAAAAUGCUGAUUCACCUGCUGCUCAUCGUUUCGCUUCUGGAAGCAAUUGGCGCCUUUCAGCCGGAGUUCGUGGAGAGCAUUUCCAACGUGUCCGUGGCCGUCGGACGCGAUGCAACCUUCACGUGUCACGUCCGACAUUUGGGCGGCUAUCGGGUGGGCUGGCUCAAGGCCGACACCAAGGCCAUCCAAGCCAUCCACGAGAACGUAAUCACGCACAAUCCUCGCGUCACGGUCAGCCACUUGGACCAGAACACGUGGAAUCUGCACAUAAAGGCGGUUUCCGAGGAGGAUCGCGGCGGCUAUAUGUGCCAACUGAACACGGAUCCGAUGAAGAGCCAGAUUGGCUUCCUGGACGUCGUGAUUCCGCCGGACUUCAUCAGCGAGGACACCUCCUCCGAUGUGAUUGUGCCGGAGGGCAGUUCCGUGCGACUGACAUGUCGGGCCCGCGGCUACCCGGAACCGAUUGUCACCUGGCGGCGCGAAGACGGCAACGAAAUUGUCCUGAAGGACAAUGUGGGCACUAAGACCCUAGCGCCCUCCUUUCGCGGCGAGGUGCUGAAGCUAUCAAAGAUCUCGAGGAACGAGAUGGGCUCCUAUCUGUGCAUCGCCUCCAACGGAGUACCCCCAUCGGUCUCAAAGCGCAUCUCCCUCAGCAUACACUUUCAUCCGGUCAUCCAAGUGCCGAAUCAAUUAGUCGGCGCACCACUUGGCACUGAUGUCCAAAUCGAGUGUCACGUCGAAGCCUCGCCCAAAUCAAUUAACUACUGGAUUAAGGACACGGGUGAGAUGAUUGUGACAUCGGGCAAGUAUCAUGUGCAGGAGAGCUCGCAGUCCAUGUACGAGACCAAAAUGUCAAUGAUAGUCAGGAAGUUCCAGAAGGACGAUGUCGGAUCCUAUCGCUGCAUUGCCAAAAACUCACUCGGCGAAGUCGACAGCAGUAUCCGCUUAUACGAAAUCCCCGGACCGAAUCGUAAUAAAAAUCCGCUGAACGGCGGCGGAAAGGGAGGUGGAGCGGGCGGAAGCCUGGAUGCGGAUGCCAAUGACAUUUUGAAGCAGAAACAACAAGUCAAAGUCACCUACCAGCCGGAGGACGAGGAGCUGCAGUACGGAUCCGCCGAGGAUUUCGAGGCGGAAGGUGGCGAGGGCGGGGGCUUGACGCCGUUAUCGCCGCACGUUUACUACACCAGCGGCAAUAAACCGGCCACACAUAAGCCGAGCAACUCCGGCGGCAAUCAGCAUCUACAUCAGCAGCACCACCAUCACCACCACCACAACAACCAGCAGCACAGUGGUGGGGCAGGUGGUGGCCCAACUGGCGGUGAGUCGGGGUCAUUUGAUGGCGAAGUGGGUGGCAUCACCCGCAAGCCACCGCCAUAUUACGGUGGCAAUACGGAAGUGCGAGGCCCCAUUGACAACAACGAAAUGAGCUCAGGCUCCGGAGACUCGCGAUUGCGUCGAGGUCACCACUGGCCCAUUCUCCUCCUCCCAUUCGCGCGGCUCAUCCUGGUCAGGAGUUGGCACUGCCGACAUACGUUCAUAAUGGGCUUGUCGCAGGCUAGCCUGCCCGGCCUUUUGCUCAGCCUCUUAUAAUACGCAGUCUAAUAGAACCACCAGUACAUUCGACAGGAGAAUCAACAAAACAUCACUGCAGCGAAGAAAGUCGUGGUCCUAGGGUCGGUCCCUACUACAGGACAUUCAUCAAGCACACACACUAUCAACCGAAAAGCUAGUGGUAGUGUGCAACACUCAGUUUAAGGAUAUCAACAACACUUUCAUCAACGCACAUAUGCAUCCGAGAAACGCCUACAAUGGAGUUAAUUGAACGCUGUCUAAAAACUUCGGCAACGAAACACAACACACAUUAAGAGGUUUGCAAUUCAUUCUCGAUCAGAUAGCACAAAUUAUAGUGUGAAGGUCGAAGGUUCUAAGCAUCUAACUACAUUCAUACCAAUCGUUCAGCAACGACAUUUUCACAGACAGUUUCUCAACCGUAAUGAGAUCGCGUACAUAAAACAAACAUGUUGUAGUAGAAAAUGUUAAAUUGUUUAUAACGUAAGGGAAAAACAAAAAACAGGGAUGGUAUUUGCACGCAUCCAUAUUUAGUGAAUGUAUUUGACGCAAGAAUUUCUAGUGUUAUUGAGACAUUUUUAAGGGUGUUGCACGGUUAAUGAAUCACAGCUAGCCUAAGGUAAAAUGGUUCCCUAAAGCAUUUACAGUGAAGAAAAAUCAGAUUGGGAAAUUUGGGGUUUUUUUUAGAGCAGAAAUAUGAAAUGAAUUUUGUACCAAGAUAGCGCGAUAGGAGAAAACGCUUUAUUUAUUGCUUUCAAGUCCACAACUUUGAUUGUACUCAUUAUCAAUCAACCCUUUCUUGUUGAUUUUUCUCAUUUAUAUUUGGCGACUGUCACACCUUCUUGCCAAUUUCCAAUUUCCCAAACCGAUUUACAAAACUCUUGAAAGGUCAAUUAAUAUAGAAAAGUAACACAGAACAAGAGGAACCCAAUUUCUUUUACUUUGCGUUUGUCAUUCGUUGAUUUGGGCUACUUCCAGCUGCCUUUUGUUGAUUUGUACAACUUUGAUUGGCACUUGUGAGGUUCCGCGAAAGGGUGUGAGUUUAUGAUAAAUAGACCCAGAACUUUUUCUAAUUUAUUUUUUGUCAGCAGAUUUGUUAAAUGCGUUGCUGCUGUGCCUUAAAAUAUAAACACAUUUCUUGUUUCGAUGCAAAUGGUUUACACACAAACUGCGAUGCCCUUUAACCCCUUCAUACACAGCUUGUAACCCCUUCUUACCAACUAUUUCUUGGUGUUUGCCAAAAGUUUUUCUUUCCUCGUGCUUUAUUUCCCAAGUCUUUGCAGAGAAGUGUUUUUUUUUUCUUUUUUUGUGGCAACGUCUUGUCUUUGCAGCUGAGUAUGUGUGUGUUUAUGCGUGGUGCUAUGUAUGUGUGUGUGUUUUUUUUUUCAAAUGUGUGUGUGGCAGCUGUGGGGCACAAGUUGUGGACACAGAAAACUCUCGGCUCCCAUCUGCGUUGCAUUUGCUUUUGAUGAAUUACUUGCAUGUCAGUUAACCACACACACAUCACACCCACACAGCUACGUUUUUAAUGAAAUGAAAACUUUUUGGCAAAGUGAAUUUCAUUGUAAGCAUUCCCAAACCUCGAGACCCCCAAAAACCCAAAACAAUCCGCUGCCAUAACUUAAAACUAAAAUAAAAAAAAAACAACGGGACAGCUACAAAUAUACAAAACCGCCAAAAGCUGCCACUGAUGAUGAUAAUAAGACGCUGACAACCGCAGCAACAGCCAAAUGAACAUCGGCAGCAAAAGGCGGCAAAAGACCAAAUAAACAUGUCGCCAAAUCCGAACCAAAAUGUGGGGCUGUCUUAGCUACGUUGUUACACAUUGCACGGACACCCAAGAAAAGGAAGCCAAGCUGCAACGGAGAACAUCGAGAACUAGUCAACCGGCAGCAACACUUUUCCUGAUGUUGCAAGUUGCUGUUCCUGCCACCAUUGUCCAUUGAUGAUGUUGUUGCUGCUCGUGUUGAUGUUUGUCGGGCUUCUCAUGUUGCUCAUGUUGCAGGAAAGGCUCUGCUCUGCUCCGCCCACGUUGGGCGCCAGCUGUGACAAACUGUUUUCCUGCCUUCUGCUCGCUUCGAAUUGCAACGACUAGCUCAGCCAGUUUGUUUGUUCGUCCCACCAAAAUUAUGAUUUGUGCGAUUGGCAGACCAAACGGAAGUCAGGGUCUCAGAUAAGAUAAGCUUCAUUGUCAGGACACUUCGAUAAUGGGCUCCGCAUCUUCGCAACUUACGCCGUCUUCCGCGCGGCUUUACUUCUUCGUCGUAUUUCCUUCGUUGUUCCGUUUCGUCCUUGACAGCGGACCCCGUUAACUAACUGACUGGUCUCGAGCUGCGCUUGCGCCGUUUCCUUAUAGGCCGCGGGAACCCGUUUUUAUAAGGUAUAAAGUCCCACAAAUGUCUGAGCAAACUUCACCCACUACUCCAAUAGUAACGAAGAUACGACUCUUCAAGAAUUCACCAGCCAGUCGCUGGAUUUCCUCUGGAAAGGUCUCAGAAAACAUUAUAGUUCGAUGCUGUGGACGCAUUGUGUGUGCAAGCUCCUCACACUACUCCAAUAGUAACGAAUUGUUUUUAACAUUUUUUUAGGCUGUUAUAAAGUGUUUAUAUAUCGCCUACAAAACUCCGUCAAUCCUAGUUGCCUAGGUUUAAUUAUUUGUAUAUCUAUGUAUGCUCCACGGUUCUUGAUUAUUCCCAUUCCUCGGCAGCCUCGACGUUGGAAGCCCUUAUUCAAAAAUUCUCCCGCCAUUCUUUGUAUAUCUUCUUGUAUAUAUUCGCCAGAGGAAAUCCAGAGAAUGGCGGGGGGUUUUUGAAAAAGGGCCUUCAACGUCGAGGCUGCCGAGGAGUGGGAAUAAUUUUCGAGAAGCCAUGUCGAUCGGGCUCGUUUCGUUGUGCACUAUCCUCGUUAUAUUUAAAAACUGAUUUUAUUUUUUUUGUAAUUUACAAUCCAACAUUUGGUUUAGAAAUGUAAAAACAUACGAUUUGUAAACGUACAUUUCAUAAUCUUUAUCUUCUGAUCUUAAGAGCUGAUAUUAAGAGCUUCAAUUGAACUACGUGAACAUGUAGCCUUGAAAAUCAACAUAAGAAUUGAAUGGAUACACACAUUCCUUUUCCAAUUUGGCUUGGUUAUAUCCAAUAUUAGUGCCAUACGGACUAAUUCUAAGGAUGGUGUUGCUGCGGGGAUUUUGCAACUGCAACUGCGAAGUUGCUGCUGUUCGUUUCACUCGGGAAGUUGCUUCUGCAGCAGCUUCUUUUGUUGUUAUCUCUGAUGAUGCUGCUGUUGCCACAUUUGAUGCUAUUAAAAUAGCGCAUCCUUUGUUGUCCUUUGUUGCGUUGCGUAAAUAGCACAACAAAUAUAAAUACACAGCAGCAAUAAUACCAGACAAUCAUGCACAAAAGGACAAUCACAGCGGGAGAAAUUACGGUUAAUUUGAUUUAGUUUAACUGCUCCUGUAGGUUUUACCAAAUACUUUUCAAACAUUUUGACUGUCGUUGCACCGCAACUCAAAUUUAUUGUACGAGUAUAUCUACUUGUAAUAUUUCAUCCCUUUUUCCCAGUGUACGUGUGCAUUUCGGUGCUUAUGAUUGUUAUGGAGCCACAGUUUGAGUUGUUUUUUGGGGCUUUCCGCGACACUUGUAAUCAAGUUUUCCUGCGCACAAUGGUGUGUGUGUGUGUGUAUGUGUGUGUGCGUGUGAGUCCUGCCGUCUGUGUCAAUCCAAGUGUUCUCUUCCUUCGUGGGCGGGGAAAACAGCGCGUUGAGCGGGCGUGGCGGGAGGAGAAGCGCUUAAUUGCUCUAUUUGAUGCCGUCAAAUUGUAUUUUAAUUUCGCAUUUCCCUUUUUAUCAUUCCUGGCUGUGACUGCUGUCCUUAAGUUGGUUUUGUUUUGAAGAAGAAAAUUGGUUUUAAUAUGCGACGUGGCAUCUCGCAAGUGUGUCUCUGCGAAUUUUUCUUACAAAGAUCGUUUCAUAACAAUUAUUUUCCUUCAAGAUUUUUCAAUGAAUUUCCGAGUCAGGCUCUACUUUAAUAAUAUUUCGUAGGCACCUUCCUAGGCCAACCUUAUCGUGACUUAUAACUGGCUUCGGCAUAAUUUUGGUGUCCAUUCCUUUGGCGUUCUUUUUUUCAACCGCCUUUGGUUUACUGCGGCUUAUUGUGUUAUGCAGUGUGGCGAACUUGUAUCUAUUUAAAUUUUGUGUGUGGCAACAUGUUUAUUUUAUAACCCCAAGGCAAGAGGAAAAUUCAGGGGGAGUUUGGGAGUUUGCUUCAUGUUUGACGGAAGUUUAAUUGAAUACACCGCUUACUUGAUGGUGGCCGGGGAUUGGGGCGUGGCAUGGGCGGGGGAAAAUGUACUUGUGUGCGUGUGUUGGCCGCAAAACAUUUUCCGCAUUUUCCGGGAAAAGACAGGACAGCAGCUCGCUAAAACAAAUGGCAAUCAAGUUGAAUUGUUACACACACAUAAAGGGGCGUUGGAAGGCGUGGGCAGCGGGGAUGAUACGUUGCGGAAAGUAAAAGGAAAAUAUACAGCGAAAAUAUGAGCAACAUAAGUGCGGAGUCUCUCAGCCGCUGGCUGAAAUUUACUCAACAUUUUUGAUUUAAUAACGAAAUGAGUGUCGUCUUGAAUAUUCCUUUAAGUGUAUAUGUAUUACGCUGGGGGUGUGAGUAUGUGUUGGUGCGCAGCUUGUUAGUGUGCGUGUAUGCACUCUUGUAUCCCGGUAAAUGGCUUCGCUUUAUAAUGUCUCAAUGACUGACAAGCGGCUGUCAAGCAACAGCUGGAUAAAUAAGUGAAGCACUGUUAAAAACUUUGCCAAAAUUACUGCUCAAAUAUGCUGCAUAGGAGCUGUUUACAAAGUUAAGUUAAAUCAAAUAUUUGUUAUGGUAUAGUAUAGCCCAGUGAAAAGGAUCAGAAUAGCCCGCUUGUCGAUGGAUUUAUGUACAUUUUUUUUUUUAAAUUAAUUCAUUGAGGAUUCAGAAGGAUGGUUCUCAGUUUAUUAGUAUAAAAAUAUUUAUUUUCCGAGAACAUUUUCCACUGAUUCGCUUGGUUUACUUGCCUAUUCAAUACGCUUCUUUGUUUGUUGCAUCACGUUUUUAGACCCCCCUUUUUCUACGUGUUUUGGCUAAAGCCAAUAGCCCAGCUUGAACCAAAUUUUUGGCUUGCAGCCGUAUCUUUUCAUCAGUUUGUGAUGACUGCCGGGCGGCCGAGCAAGAAAUAAAAUUAAACAAAUACGAGAUAACAAGCCACUCCAGCAGCAGAAAUUCAAUUACAGCUGCUUCAGGUUGCUGGUUGCAACUUGCUGGUUGCAUGUUGCUCGUAUGUGUGGGCAGCACUCGAAGAACGCAGGACGAAGGACUGAGUUCUCAGCACUGAGCACUCGGCCUUUAGGACACUUGACACUGGGCCCCUCUGGCAACAUGCUCGAAUUGAUUUAAUUGAAAUUUUAUUCGAGUCCUGCUCGGACCCAUUGUGCAACAGUUGUCCUGAUGCAGUAUCCUUUGUGCAUUUGUUGCAUUUUAAUUAAGAGCUGCUUUGUGCUGUCGCUGGAACAAUAAAACCAAAUCUAGCCACAACGUCUGAGCAACCCCCUGUGCGUAUAUAGAAAUUUAGGUGGUCAUACCGUUGCUCUCCGAAUAAUAGUAAUGCCCUAAUAAAUUGGUUCAGUUUUACUGAGAUUUUUUAAAAGUUUAAUUAAAACGCUAUCAGUUCCUUGCAGUAUUGAAAGUACUUUUUAAAGUAGAUUGGUUUACUUACUUAUUCGUAUCGAAAUGACCAAUCAUUUUUUAAAAAGUACCCCUAAAGAACACCCGGCGAAAAAAAAGAAUUUAAUUUAAAAUGUUUCUUUUAAAAAUGCACUAGAAAUCUUUUUUUUUUUUUUUGAAAACAGCAGCAGAUGACCAGUUCUUUUGGUUUAUGUAUAAAGCAAAUGCUAAAUUCGUAUUGGAACUUUGUUAAUUAGGGCUUACAUUUAAUGCAAAUCAUAGUUAUUAAAAUGGACUCUACAAGAAUCAGAGCCAUUAAAGGUUGUUCAUAUGCUAAGCGGGAUAUAUCUCCCUUUAUGGUACUGUACUUAUAUCAAAAAAUCGAAUUACACAAUAACAUUAUGUGCCAUUAUAAGCAGAACUAAAUGCUGAACGAAAAUAAAUAAGAUAAACUAGAGGAAAUGUUAUAGAAUCCUGGAAUCUUUCGACUUUUCACAUUAUGUAUAUAGUUUUGUUGUGGCUAAAAUCCAUUUAAAUGUGUAACAAAUAAUUUUUCAUUUCGUUGCUCUUUAAUUACUGUUAGAUCUUAAGCCCAAAAUUGUAUAUAAGACAUAAUAAAGAAAAGUUAAAGCUAAAAUAAACUGUAUAUAGUCAACGACGAUAAACUGUAAUGUGUAUUUAGGAUGGAUUUAAGAAUCAAUCAAUUACGUUCACACAAAACCAAAAACUGAAGCUUAAUCAAAGUUCUCUUGAUAAAUCUCCCUGAAAAAUUUGAGAGCCGCUCUAUAUAAACCAGCAGUAAACGCAUAAAGUAAAGUAUAUCUUAUAUAUAAUAAAUAAACAAGCAUAUAUAUACAAGACAAAUUAUAUAUAUUAUAUGGUAAACGAACAAAUUCUACAAAUAAAGGACAAAAAUAUAUUUAUUAAAA